Messenger RNA from Glycine soja, 896 nucleotides. RefSeq names its product villin-1-like. The transcript is spliced from 6 exons. NCBI's taxonomy places the organism in Eukaryota, Viridiplantae, Streptophyta, Magnoliopsida, Fabales, Fabaceae. The record is from RefSeq and is a predicted model, not a curated record. Gene Ontology annotation, molecular function: actin filament binding. The coding region runs from base 491 to 880 and encodes 129 amino acids.
AAACAAACCAAAGCCUAAGUUUCAGACAAAAAAAUAGGGUACCCAAAAAACCAAAAAGGACCUUCUUUUUGCACGUUCUCUCUCUACCAAUCAAAUCACAAUCACGGAGCAAAGCAACGCUCUCUUCCUCUCCGUCACUGCCACUCUCAUUGUCUCUUCUUCUCUCUUCUCUAGGGUUUAUCGCCAUUUGAUGUCAAGUUCUCCUCCCAAAAUGUCGUCUCUACCUCUUCCAUAAUCGGACAGCUAGUGCCCCUGCUUUUGCCGAUGUGCAAUGGUUUCCAGCCUCGAGGCUGAUUCGGAUUGGUUGGAGAUGGAAAAUUCCGAUGCGCGGUGUGUUCAAGUUGCCGUCAAUGUUCGGCCUCUGAUUACGUUGGAGCUUAUGCUUGGAUGCACCAAUUGCAUCUUUGUGCUUCCUGGUGAACCUCUGAUUGGGGAUACAGUAUUUGUUAUAGUUUUAUGACAUUGUUUACGUCAUCAACUCAGUGAAUAUAUGCAGGCCAUCCAAGUUGAUCAAGUCAAAGAGAUAUAUAACUAUACACAGGGUGACUUAAUAACUGAAGAUGUUUUAUUGCUUGAUUGCCAAAGAGAGAUUUAUGUGUGGGUUGGCUUACAUUCGACUGUCAAAUCAAAACAAGAAGCUCUUAAUCUUGGCUUGAAAUUUCUGGAAAUGAAUGUCCUUGUUGAAGGCCUAUCCCUGAACAUCCCUACUUAUAUUGUAACAGAAGGUCAUGAGCCACCUUUUUCACUCGUUUCUUUUCAUGGGAUCACUCAAAAGAAAAUGAGAGUGGUGGAGCAUUAUAGAGACUUGAGGCCAUCCCUUGCCCCCACCUUCCCCAAAGAAGACUCGCCUUAUAUUUCUCGAUGUUCCUCCUGUCAAUGAGGCACAAAUUUAUGGA